This is a messenger RNA of Rubroshorea leprosula, 887 nucleotides long. NCBI's taxonomy places the organism in Eukaryota, Viridiplantae, Streptophyta, Magnoliopsida, Malvales, Dipterocarpaceae. The record is from the annotation of a GenBank genome assembly.
CUAAGUGGUCAUCAAAGUAACCACUGCGCCAGCUCUACCUCCACAUCUGGGAAUCUUAAUCACCGAGAAAUAUGCAAGUUGUUUUCAAAUUAUAUGUUUUACUUGUUAGUGACAGAGCCCAGUAUGUUCCCGGUUCAUCACAUGAUGACAUCUUGAAAGUCAUUCAGGGAGUACAUUCCAGCGUUUCGACGCAAUGGAAGUGGCCAGAUGAAAAGGGAUUCACAGAAACAUCCGUUCUAAGUCUGGACAAGAUAUUGAACAAAGAAAAAAUGGAUGUGGAAAUGUUAUUGAGAAAAAUAAACCCAGAUAUGGACAAGUUAGUCUUUGGAGAGAUGGACAAACUAAUGAGCGCUGAACAGAAGGAAGCCUUAAUGGAUGAGUUUUCUAGGGUAACUGCUGCAUGUUAUCUAUCCAGAGAAUUGCUCAAGCAUCCCACUCCAUGGGAGUUAAUCAGCAAAGUAUGGGUAGAAAUAGUAUGCUAUGCCGCUAUUAAUUGCAAACCAAUUGUGCAUGCAAGGCAAGGCAAGCAAGCAGAUGGGGACAACUUCUCACUUUCGUUUGGAUAUUGAUGAAUCUCUUGGGAUUAACUCGUCCAAAGGAAUGGCUCACAGCAGAAGGGAUAGAAUACGAUUUUUGACUACCAGAUCACCUCAGCGACUCUCAUGAAACCGUAAGUUUUCCCUUUUUUUUUUUUUCUUUUCUAUGUUAAUCCUGCAAUUCGACUUGGGUGUGCUUCGGAACUGACUUCUUGAUUGUCUAUUGUUUAGUGCAAUGUAUUCUAUAUCAUAAGGUUGUGUUAGUGUUUGGAAACUUGUAUUUCAAAUUUAUGUAAUCCAGAACUGAGUCAACCCCAAAGCAUUUCCCCUUUAUAAAUCUAAUUAUGUCUA